This is a messenger RNA of Salvelinus namaycush (lake trout), 1256 nucleotides long. Its product is annotated as left-right determination factor 2-like. Gene Ontology annotation, biological process: SMAD protein signal transduction; BMP signaling pathway. Bases 1 to 1077 code for a protein of 358 amino acids. The transcript has 4 exons. Gene Ontology annotation, cellular component: extracellular region. NCBI's taxonomy places the organism in Eukaryota, Metazoa, Chordata, Actinopteri, Salmoniformes, Salmonidae. The record is from RefSeq and is a predicted model, not a curated record. Gene Ontology annotation, molecular function: growth factor activity; transforming growth factor beta receptor binding; cytokine activity.
AUGGAUUUGCUCCGUGUUUGCGUUUUGUGCGCUGCUGCUUUCGUCACCGUCUCCAAGGCUUUUACGCACAACGACAUGAAGGAUGCCCUGCUUCAAAAACUUGGGCUGGAUGAUGUUCCGAAAAUUCACAAAAGGGAUUUGGAGAAUCUUGUCAUCCCGACGCACAUUAAGAAUAAAUACCUGUCAAUGCUGAAGCUGCACCACGACAGGCGGCGCAGGUCUCUGCCGAGUUUGGCGGGAAUCCUGAGGGGAAUUCGAGGAAAUGCAGAUAUCUCUGGGGAGUUUGUGUACUCGGACACCACUCGGCAACGGAUGGUCUUCGAUAUGGAUACCCGCAUCCCCCAUAACAGCGAGGUGACCAUGGCCGAACUGAAACUGUACAAUAAAGCCCCUAACAAGCGCUCCAUGCCCGAGAGGAGGAACCACCGGCCAGUCAACAACGCCAGAGUUUCCAUCUACUGGGUAGAUAUGCUGGAAAACGGCUCUAACAGAACCUCUCUGGUGGACUCACGGUUGAUCCCCAUCCAUGAGACCGGCUGGAAAAGCUUUGAUGUCACGCAAGCUUUGCACUAUUGGUCAAAGACGCAGCAAAAAACACCUAUGCACCUGGAGGUGUGGAUCGAGGGCGAGAGACCUGGCAGCUACGCAGCAGAAAUAGCCAAGAGUGUCCACUUUACCACCCAGGACCAGGCGGACAACACCUUGGGAAAACCUGAGCUGGUCCUCUACACGCUCAACCUCGAAGAGUUUGGGUCUCGAGGCGACUGUGAAAACAGCCCAGAUAAGGACACGUGCUGCAGAGAUAAAUACUUCAUCAAUUUCCGCGCGCUCACGUGGACCCAGUACUGGAUCAUCGAGCCAGCGGGAUACCAGGCCUACAGAUGCGCCGGGGGAUGCAAGCAGCCCAAGCGCAACUAUGGCUACGGGGAGAGGAAGUGUAGCAUCGCAGAGAGCGCUCCGCUGCCAAUUAUGUACCUGGUCAAGAAGGGCGACUACACCGAGAUAGAAGUGGCCGAGUUCCCCAACAUGAUCGUGGAGUCAUGUGCCUGCACUAUGGACAACGUCUCCAUAGUUUGAAGUUAAGUGUUUGGGACUGGGCAGGGCAGGACACCUCCAAAUGGACUUACAGUACUUUUCUAUUUAAAAUAGGAAUUCUCAGGGAGAGUUGCAGGCCAUAAUAAGAGGGAGCAUGGCAGAUCUCUUGAGAUAAACUAACCAAGCACUUUAUUAUAUUUUGUAAAUAAUUCAUUCAUAAG